Messenger RNA from Polyodon spathula (Mississippi paddlefish), 2702 nucleotides. Its product is annotated as phospholipid phosphatase-related protein type 5-like. The record is from RefSeq and is a predicted model, not a curated record. Bases 109 to 1068 code for a protein of 319 amino acids. The transcript has 6 exons. Gene Ontology annotation, biological process: phospholipid metabolic process; signal transduction; phospholipid dephosphorylation. NCBI's taxonomy places the organism in Eukaryota, Metazoa, Chordata, Actinopteri, Acipenseriformes, Polyodontidae. Gene Ontology annotation, molecular function: phosphatidate phosphatase activity.
UCCAAUGAGCUCUAGAUGCAAAAAAGACACGGAGCUGGAGAGAAAAAAGCCCCUGUUGCGUUAGGGGAGACAGUGGUGCCUUUUGAUGAGAAGGGAUCGUGUUGUUAAAUGUUCUUUCGCUUUUCUUUCACGAUCAUGCUUUAUUUUCAGCUGGUGAUAAUGGCAGGGACUGUCAUGCUGGCUUAUUACUUCGAGUACACCGACACUUUCAACGUACAUGUUCAAGGAUUUUUCUGCUAUGACAGCUCGUACACCAAGCCCUAUCCAGGACCCGAGGAAAUAAGUGCGAUCCCUCCAGCUCUCCUGUAUUCAGUGGUUGCGGGUGUCCCAACUCUGGUUAUCUUUAUUACAGAAUGCGUGGUGUUUUUCCUUCAGAUUGCCACAAAAGAUUUUGAAAACCGUGAGAAGACAAUAGUAACUGGAGAUUGCUGUUACCUGAACCCACUGGUGCGCAGGACCGUCAGGUUUCUUGGAGUAUAUACAUUUGGACUUUUUGCCACCGAUAUUUUUGUAAACGCUGGGCAAGUGGUGACAGGGAACCUUGCACCUCACUUCCUUACAGUGUGCAAACCUAAUUAUACAAGCCUAGGCUGCCAGCAGGCCAUUCGAUUUAUCAGCAACCAGGAGGCCUGUACUGGCAAUGUGGAUGACAUCAUUAGAGCCAGAAAAACCUUCCCCUCCAAAGAGGCAGCUCUCAGUGUGUACGCUGCGCUCUACCUGGCUAUGUACAUCACUAGUACAAUGAAAGACACAGGCUCAAGACUCGCAAAGCCUGUGCUGUGUCUGGGUCUGAUGUGUACGGCGUUUCUCACUGGAGUGAAUAGGGUAGCUGAAUACCGGAACCACUGGUCUGACGUGAUUGCAGGAUUUAUAAUCGCUGUGGCAAUAGCAACCUUCCUGGUGGUGUGUGUGGUGCACAACUUCAAGCGAAGGCAUUCAGAAAGUAAAAAAACUGAGCCAGACAGCCUGCGCAAUAUACCUAUGAGUGACCUCCCAAGAAUAGAAAGCCCAAUGGAGAAAUAUCCUCCAGCAGUAAAGAAUCACAUCACCUUUGCCGAAGUCACAUGAUGUUGAAGCGGGUGUCAGUUCCACACCUUGGACAUCCUCCCUAUUCAUGGUUCAGUCAUCAUAAUUGGAGUGAAAUAUAUAACCUGAGAUUAUCUAAUUGUUUAUGAUCAUGGAAUCUUCAAACACAUCAGCAAACAAUCUCUCAAAUGCUGACAGAAAGCUGAAAGAGACUAUCUGCUUUUAACCAGGUGUCUACAGAAUCACGGACUAUUUUAUUUUAUCAAAAUCCUCAUCAUUGCUAUGAAACAUGCCACUUUCAUGCCACAAUUAAUUCAGCAUAUGGAUUUCAUCUAAAUGUAUUACCAAGCCCCAAAACAGGAAAUGUAUAACACUGCUAUAGUUUUAGUUAUGUGCAUUUAUUUAUUUAUUGUACAAUCUUUCUUUAAAGGGGUUAUUAUAAAAAAUAAAAACAAAUCUCCCAUUUCACAUUUCUUCAGAAAGGACAUUUAAGAAAUGAUUCGUAAAUAAUGCAGUGCUAGACUGUUAUAGCUAUAGCAUAUGUCUACCUGUCGCUCAUUCUGCUUUAUUCAAAUGUUUUUAUUUGAUCAUGGUUUACGUCAUCAAGUGCCAAUCAGGCACAGAAACCUGCUAAAAAGCUUAACUUGCAACUUGAUACUAGAAAUACAAUACUAGAAAUGCUGAAACCUGAAACAAUAUAUUGCAUAAGGUUUAUAUGGAUGCAGCAGAAGCAAUACAUUUUGUAACUACUACAUCUUGUUUAUUAGCAUAUGAUAUUUUGAAAAUGGGUCCUUUGUUGUUUAGCUUCUUAAGAAUAUUAUGCAACACAAAACCAAAUUAUCUUGAUAUUAUAACAUUAAUAUGCAAAGCAAUAACACAAUUUCAUUUGCUUCUGUCUGGAGUUUAUAUCAUAUCAGAAUUGCUUGAGGGGUUGUUUGACAAGGAGUAUUAUCUCUUUAAUUAAACAUAUCACUAGGUGGGGAAUUGAAUGAGGAAUAUUACUGCAUUUGCUUUAUGGGAGCGUUAAUGCAAGUCUAAUCCUUUCUGGCCCUGCUGCUGUGUAGUACAGUUCAAGUAAGGUACAUAUUACAAUUAUAACAUUAUAUAGAGGUAUUUAAAAAAGAAAAAUGAUUUUGCAAUUGUGUCAUUCUCCAUGUUUUAAAGUCUUUGUUUAAAAUGACAUUACCAUUUAUGUUCUGUUCUAUAAGACUUUGCAGUGAUAGAAUGACACGUUUUGUUUCUUUUUGAAAAUGCAGAAAUGCACCUUUUUACUUUCUUUAAUCACAUCCAUUUAUUUCAAUACCUAAUCGUAGUAGGACUCGUGAAAAUAAAUCAUUAUGUGGCAGCUUGUAAUUAUGUUCUGUGAACACAGUUUUGCCUUCUCUUGUGAGCAUUGUAUUAAGACAGCUAAAGGAAUAAUGGAAAGUUGAACAGCUUGUAUUUUAAUUUUUAAUGAUUUGUGUUAGUAGCUCAAAGCAUCCUUAAAACCUGUUCAGUAAUUCUGAAUAACUUAGUUUUGUAGCAUCUUCUGAAUAUUGUUUUCUUACAUGCUAUAUGUAUGGUACAUGGUUUGGUCCUCAAUUAUUGUUCAUUCAAUAUGACCCCAUACUCUAAAAUUAUUCUCAAUCUUACUGUUAGUUUUUUACACUGUAAAUAACAAAUGGAUACUCCAUAGU